CCCCCGCCCUCCGCCCCGCUGCGCUCCGCUUUCCCCUCCCUCUCCGCCCUCCCCCUUUUUCGUGCCUUGAGGUUGCGGGUCAGCGCGAGCCACUGCAGUGAGUCCGUCACGGCUCCCGCGCGAGUUUAGGUUGCAGCCCUCGAGCCGCCUGGCCCCCUCUCCCCCUUCUUCCCCUCCUCUCUGCUUCUCUGUCUCUCCCCUUUUUCGCCAUCUCUCCUCCCCGCUCUCUCCGUCUCUGAAUCUCGACCUUAAUUUCUUUUCUUCCCCGCCCGCUCCCGCGUGCCCAGUCACCCGGCCGGCGCGGGCCCCGCGGCGCCGCCUCCCCUCCCCUCGGGCGUCCCGAGGGCCGCAGCCGCCCCAGCCCAGCUGGGCCGCCGCCGCUUCCUGCGGGAGCCCUUCUGAACGCCGACACUCUUCUCCCCCCGCGCCAGCCGCCGACUGCCCAGCAAAAUGGGAAAUGAGGCAAGUUAUCCUUUGGAAAUGUGCUCACACUAGCUGCUCUUUAUUAUCUGUAUUGUGCUGUAGUUACAAAUCAGCCCUCAGAUCUCAGUGGCGUAACCCAACAGAAGGUUUUCAGAUUAACAAAGUUUCAGUUGAUGCUGAUGAAAUUAAAAGGCUAGGAAAGAGAUUUAAGAAGCUCGAUUUGGACAAUUCUGGUUCUUUGAGUGUGGAAGAGUUCAUGUCUCUGCCUGAGUUACAACAGAAUCCUUUAGUACAGCGAGUAAUAGAUAUAUUUGACACAGAUGGGAAUGGAGAAGUAGACUUUAAAGAAUUCAUUGAGGGAGUCUCUCAGUUCAGUGUCAAAGGAGAUAAGGAACAGAAGUUGAGGUUUGCUUUCCGUAUCUAUGACAUGGAUAAAGAUGGCUAUAUUUCCAACGGGGAACUCUUCCAGGUGCUGAAGAUGAUGGUGGGGAACAAUCUGAAAGAUACACAGUUACAGCAAAUUGUAGACAAAACCAUAAUAAAUGCAGAUAAGGAUGGAGAUGGAAGAAUAUCCUUUGAAGAAUUCUGUGCUGUUGUAGGUGGCCUAGAUAUCCACAAAAAGAUGGUGGUAGAUGUGUGACUCUUUUUCUAAAGAGUACCACCCAACACUUUUGCUUUCUUCUCCAUCUCUGAAGAUCUGCUCAAGACGUCCAGCAAUGCUCUCUGUGUAUUUAAAUGGAAGUAUUUUUCUCUGUGAAGCCACAUUUUCCAACACGAGCCUCAUGAAGCCAACUAAGUGUUAUUGAACUCUUAUUCUCUCAAUAACUCAGUGUAGCACUUUAAAGUCUGAAGGACAGCAACAUGAAAAGAGCAUAUCAAUGUGGUGAAGAAAGGGAAGGGGUUGGCUUUUUAAUUUAUUUUUCUUCAUCUUUUAUAACAAGAAAGUAUCUAUAUAUACAUAUGUAAAUAUUUAUAUAUAGAUAUAUGUAGCUUUCUAUAUGUGUAGGUUGGCUUUAAUUUAAUAUACUUGAUUCAGAAGCAAAAUGAUAGAGUACAAAAGUGCCAAGCAGAACAUAAAACAUCCUUACUUUUAUUUCACACAGUUUUAUAUAUAGAUAGAAAGUUGUACAAUUUGAGCCGGGUGUUAGGCCAGCUAUUUUCCUUUUCCUGUGCUUUCUCCUUUGAGAGAUUGACAAAGCAUUUGUUAACGUCCUAUUACUUACCUUAAUUACAUUUUUGUAACAGAGGAGUCUGUAAUUUUCUUUAUACCUAUGAAUAGAUUUCCAGGGACUAGGUCUCGUUGCUGAGCAGCUCUACUGCAUCUCUGCCUGAGGAGAAAGUACAGUGCAGUGCUGCCGCCAAGAGCUCCUCCUUGUGUUCCGGCAGGAACCGCACCAAGCUCACGGCUGCUUCGUUGUUACUUCUGAACGAGGAGCCAUUUUCCUUUCUUACAUGUCCCUGAGUUAAAUGUAAGUUACCAGUUGUGGAAAGGCCGGAAGCUAUCUGAGGCAAUCACGAUUUAUCUUAAGACAUUACUCAAUGAAGAAUACCUGAAGUAAUCAUGGACUACUUAGGAUAUCCAUUCAUUUGUUUCAUUACAUGGGUAAACAGUUUGUCAUUAAACUUCUGUUUGAACCGUAAAUUUCUUUUCCGUUUCAGAAAACUUGCAGCUAAUCUGGAAAAUUGGUGAUAUUUAAUGUGCAUGUACAUAUCUAAACACCCACACAGAUUGGUGAUUUAAAUGGAAGAAGUCUUUUUAUCUCUGUAUGCCACAGAGGAGCAAAAUUGUAUCAAAAUUUAUACCUCUCCUGUUUCUUUACCACAAGGCAUAGAGAGUGCAUGGUGGUUUUCUUUCUUGAUUUGCCCAUAUUUGUAAUGGAUGAUAACUGAAGAAACGUGUGAUAUAAAAGUAGUGUAUCAUGUUCCACCACUUGAUAUUAUCCCUUCCCUUUUCUGCAAAGGUACUAUUGGCUGGAAGAAAACAUUUUGGUUAGCUUUCUAGGAAAGUAGUCUUCCCCUAUGUAGUUUUUCUAGAAACCAGUUUCAUAAUCAUGAGUGGAAAAGGGCAGGUUGAAUCAAAGUAAACGAACCUUAAAUUGGGCACGCCUGCCUGCCAUCGCUGUUCCUUCAACUGAGUGCUGCACAUCAUGGGCUCUGUCUGUGAGAGAAAAAUCCCGGUGCUUGGUGUCUUUGCAUGACAUGGAGUUUUGCAUGUAGAUCAAUUUAAAAUGUACCUCUUGUUUACAUAAUUUGCAUAAUUUUAAAAGAUAAUGUUGCCAAACUUUGGAAAUGUUAAUGUUCAAACUGAGAAUCUCCACUACAUGUAACUUUCUUCCUCUGGAUCAGUACGUGGCUUAUAAUCCCAGCCAGUGGUUUGAUCUGUUCCAGUGUCAACUGCCAUGUGCUCUGCUUCAAGGGGGAACUAGUCUUUUGUGAAUUUUUUGUACAUAAGUAUUUGUUACAAAUAUUUUAGCAAAUGCUUUCUAUUUCUCUUGCUUGUGCAUAUCUUGGCUGGCGUUACAGAAAAAUAGUGCAAACAUUAUUUCCUUACUGGGGAAUGAGGGUUUUUUUUUUUUUUUUUUUUUCUUUUUCUUUUUUAGUGGGGGUGGGGGAGGGGUUUAUGUUGAAUGUUUAGUUUUUUCUUCUGCAUGAAACGUCAUGUUGUGGGAUCUUUAGAAAACUUCAUACUGUAUGAAUAAGAAAAUAAAAUAUUUGAAACUUG
Molecule: messenger RNA, 3145 nt
Organism: Felis catus (domestic cat)
Lineage: Eukaryota; Metazoa; Chordata; Mammalia; Carnivora; Felidae
Gene: PPP3R1
Product: protein phosphatase 3 regulatory subunit B, alpha
Exons: 7
Coding region: 458-1063 (201 amino acids)
Molecular function (GO): calcium ion binding; calcium-dependent protein serine/threonine phosphatase regulator activity
Source: RefSeq, a predicted model, not a curated record